Messenger RNA from Lachancea sp. 'fantastica', 1290 nucleotides. Lineage: Eukaryota; Fungi; Ascomycota; Saccharomycetes; Saccharomycetales; Saccharomycetaceae. The record is from the annotation of a GenBank genome assembly.
AUGUCAACAACACGUCAGAAGCGGUAUUCCAUCAAUUUUUCGGCCCCGGCAUCACCGAUUUCACCAUCUGUGUCGAGAUUUCCAUCCGAAACUCUAGGUGGAUUGUCUCAGGGCACCAGGCCCUGCUCAUCCAGAACACAGUCCGCUCGCCCUUCAUCCGCCUAUGGGCUGGAUCUGGGCCGUUCGCAUUCACAGCGAAGUGCCUCCUCUAAAUCAUUCUAUCGGGUUCGUGCCGAUCAACAGAACAUUUCACUGGAUUCAUUAACAGACUCGUCUUCAAUCAAGUUACUUCUGAUUGGAGAUGCAGCCGUGGGCAAGACGGCCAUGAUUUUAAGCUACUGCAAUGAGCUUCCGACCAGGUCACAGGCCACCAUAAUCAAGAAAGGAAGCAGUCCCAGGUACCCUGCGCAGAUACCGCAAAGAAACAAACGGCUACAAAACCUGAAAACGAUCGAUAAGCGAAAGCGAUACAGCUUGAACGACUACGAGGAACUGUUUAACAGCACUGUGCCAACUAUGAAGAGUCCCUCAAUAUCCGAGGAGACACAGCUGGAUUCGGCUAAAGGUGAGGGCGCCGACCCAAACGAAAUCAUAAUAGAUACAAGAAGCACAAUAGGAGUGGACAUCCGUACAAAUGUCGUCAACAUUGACAACCGCUAUUUUAAAGUCACUAUGUGGGAUACUGCUGGCCAGGAACGCUACAGAAACGCUAUGAUUCCGUCAUUGUACAAGGGCUCCCACGGCGUUUUACUGAGUUACGAUAUCUGCAACAAGAGAAGUUUCGAGCAGUGUUUGGACUAUUGGCUCGAAGAGGUUCUCAACUGCUGCUCUCAGGACCAAUCCAUGCGAAUUUAUCUGGUCGGUAACAAAAUCGAUCUGUACAAGGUCAGGCAAGUAACUCACGAGGAUGUGUUGCAAUUCAUCGAUCGGGCCAAGCAGAAAUUCGGCGUAAAAAUUGCGGGCAAUUUUGAAGUGAGCUGUAAAUGGCAUCAAGUGGUCGAGCGUACUUUUAACAUCAUAAUUAAGGAUCUCGUCGAACAAGGCUGUUAUGAAAAUGAUAAUACUGUUAAAGAGGAGUCUCCCGAAUCCGAUCAGGGUCCUUCAUGCGGCUCAGGACAUCCUGGAGGCACAACACCAUGGACAGAAACCGAGAGAAGAGGCUCCACAAUUAUUCGAAGAAGAGCCACGGAAAGUGUGAGGGAAAGAUCAAAGGAGAAAGCUCACACCGUGGAUCUUACAAAACCGCAAGAUACGGACAGUAGGACAGGUGGCUCACGCUGUUGCGUUUGA